This is a messenger RNA of Lodderomyces beijingensis, 1470 nucleotides long. NCBI's taxonomy places the organism in Eukaryota, Fungi, Ascomycota, Pichiomycetes, Serinales, Debaryomycetaceae. The record is from the annotation of a GenBank genome assembly.
AUGAGCUCAAGGCUGAAGAAAACAGCGGGGAAACAGGCCAAAGGUGCCAAGCUCCGUCGAGGAGGUGGAUCCAGAAGCAACUCAGACGACAGCGUCCGAGCAAGUUCCAGCAUAUUUGGCGCUAGAGGGAACUUGCUCUCGAGUCUCCAGCUGAGCAAUACACCAGAACUUGGCCAAGGGCUAACUCAAAAUUUUAGGAGUAUGACGGAUUUUGAAUCUGGAGAUGAGAUGCAUGAGAUUGACAAUGAGACGCCCAAGUCAGCCUACUCUCCUCCACCUGAGAUGAGGAAAAAGAGGAAAAUCAAUACGCCAGUUACUCAAUUGAACAAGGAGAUAGAAUUGUCGAUGCAUGAAGACCCGCUGGAGAGCGAACUUUCGGAAGAUUUUCUCAGUCGACAUCAUCCACCAGCGAGCAAGCGGAAAGCUCAAGCUCAAGCUCAAGCUCGGAACCACCCUGCACCGACAAGGAAAAAGACGGCAUCGAAGCCCGUUUCGAAAGCUAGACAGCAGCAUGCGCAAAAAAAAACUGCCGAGGGCAGCCAAUUGGACCUGUCCUUGAUGGACGACCUACUUAAACUAGGUAUACGGACGUCUCUGCGCUCAAGUCAAAGGUCACGCACUAAUCGCAUGACGGCAUUCGGGAAUGGGUUCGAUGGGCAACCACAUCCAGACGUGCCGCCGUCGACUUACCACCGGUUAUUGGACCAAGAUGCAUCAGAGGAGGAGCGAAUGAGGCAGUUGCUAAUAUGGAACUUUAAAGCGCACCUUGAACGAGACGAAGCACUGCAGGGUGCUGCCAGUGUGGACGAGACGGGCGUUCUGGAAAUCUGUAAGGCCAUCAAGGAGGAGUUUGUGCAACAGUUGGUGGAAGGAACGGUGUCGGUGGAUUGGAAAGGCGGACUAGACGCGGGCUCGGUGAUGUUGCCGAACGCGGCCAACAAGGCCAAUCAGGAACGUAUCAAGCAUGGUUCGAGGAUACUUCAGAGUCUAGAAAGCCAGAAACUGGAGUGGGAUCAAAGCUACAGAUCGAGCAUUGCUCAGGUGGAAACGCUAAUUGGAGAAGCUAGCCUGAAAGAGCAGUACUCGAAAAGAAUCGCGUCUAUCCGGAGCCAAGCUAGCGAUACACUAGUGGCUCAGUUCGACACGGUGGAAAGCAACUUUGACCAGACCCUUGCACAGUUGAAGCAAGCUCCACUUUUGGCGGAAAAGCUUUAUAUCACGGGGUAUCAAAUGAAAAAAGCUUUUGAGCUCGUCGAUGAUUUUGAGAAAAGUGUGAUUCAAAAGAAAAUCACGAGAGCAGUGCAAGACCGCGCAAAUACGCAAGCCAGUCAACAACCCGGUCAACAACUUAGCGUUGGAAAUGGCGUGGUGCCGGUUUCAAGAGCUGCUGAAAACAGAUCAUUUUUACGCACCGUUGGUAUUCUCAAAUCAAUCUGCAAAUUAUCGCAAAGCAACCCAACCCAGAGCUAG